AUUCAAUGUCCAACAACCAAUAAAACCCCAGUACUGAAUAAUGGUGUGAAGAUGAGUGGAAUCAGGCAAUCAGCCAUCUCUGCAAUGCAAUUCUCGCUGGAAUCGCUAUGAACACAACUACAAACAACAACCCAGACUUGGUGGUGGACCCACAACAGCCACCGAACGUCUUUCCCCAGCUACAGACCCAACCCCAGCCUCAACAGCAGCCGCGGCGGCCCAGGGGAUUCGCGGCCACAGCCGCCGCCACCGCUGGCUCCGGGAAGCCUAAGAAGGAGAGGGAGAAGGAGAAGGAGCGUACCAAACUUCGGGAGCGACACCGCCGCGCUAUCACUAGCCGCAUGCUCGCUGGGCUCCGGCAGUACGGCAACUUCCCCCUUCCCGCUCGUGCCGACAUGAAUGACGUGCUGGCAGCCUUGGCCCGUGAGGCCGGCUGGACCGUCGAGGCUGAUGGCACCACCUACAGGCAGUCUCUUCCUCCUUCUCAGAUGGCAGCAUUCCCUGUGAGGUCAGUCGAAAGCCCACUAUCAACUAGUACAUUGAAGAAUUGCUCUGUUAAGUCAUCGCUCGACAGUCAGCCACCGGUUCUCAGAAUUGAUGAGAACUUGUCACCAGCAUCUCUCGAUUCUGUUGUUAUGGCCGCUAGUAAUACAAGAGGGGAAAAAUAUGCAAGUGUCAGCCCGAUCAACUCGGUUGAAUGCUUGGAGGCUGAUCAACUUAUUCAAGAUUGUCGUCCUGGAGACCAUGAGAAUGAUUUUUGCAGCACUCCAUACGUCCCUGUUUAUGUUACACUUGCAACUGGAUUUAUCAACAACUUUUGCCAGUUGGUUGAUGCGGAAGGUGUCAGACGGGAGCUAAAUAAUUUGAAGUCUCUGAAUGUAGACGGUGUUGUUGUAGAUUGUUGGUGGGGAAUUGUUGAAGCUUGGAGCCCACAAAAAUAUAUAUGGUCUGGCUACAGGGAAUUGUUCAACAUCAUGUGUGAAUUCAAGCUGAAAUUGCAGGUUGUGAUGGCAUUCCAUGAGUAUGUGGCAAAUGAUACUGGUGAUGUGCUUAUAUCUCUCCCUCAAUGGGUGUUGGAGAUUGGGAAAGACAACCAAGAUAUAUUCUUCACAGAUCGUGAAGGGAGGAGAAAUACUGAGUGUCUAUCUUGGGGAAUUGACAAGGAAAGAGUUCUGAAAGGAAGAACUGGCAUAGAGGUCUAUUUUGACUUCAUGAGAAGCUUCAGGACUGAGUUCAAUGACUUGUUUACCGAAGGUCUUAUUUCUGCUGUUGAAGUUGGCCUUGGAGCAUCUGGGGAGCUGAAGUAUCCUUCAUUCUCUGAGAGAAAUGGCUGGAGGUAUCCAGGUAUUGGUGAAUUUCAGUGCUAUGAUAGAUAUUUACAAUGUAGUCUACAGAAAGGUGCAAAAUUGCGUGGGCAUGCAUUCUGGGGAAGGGGACCUGAUAAUGCUGGUCACUAUAAUUCUAGGCCUCAUGAAACGGGAUUUUUCUGUGAACGAGGUGAUUACGAUAGCUACUAUGGCCGCUUUUUCCUCCAUUGGUAUUCACAGACACUAAUAGACCAUGCUGAUAAUGUUUUGUCUCUGGCAACUCUUGCUUUUGAGGACACAAAGAUAAUUGUUAAGAUUCCUGCAAUUUAUUGGUGGUACAAGACUGCCAGCCAUGCAGCAGAGCUAACAGGUGGAUAUCAUAACCCCACGAACCAGGAUGGAUACUCUCCAGUUUUUGAUGUUCUUAAAAAACAUUUGGUGACAGUAAAAUUAGUCUGCCCAGGAUUUCAGUUACCUACUGAGGAAGAUGAUCAAGCAUUUGCUGAUCCUGAAGGUUUGAGUUGGCAGUUUUUAAACUCGGCAUGGGAUCGAGGGUUGAAUUUAGCUGGUGUUAAUGGUCUUUCAUGUUAUGAUAGAGAGGGGUGCAUAAGGGUAAUUGAGAUGGCCAAGCCAAGGAAUGAUCCUGAUCGCCGCCACUUUUCGUUCUUUAUAUAUCAACAACCGUCUCCUUCGGUUCAGGGCACCAUCUGCUUCUCGGAUUUGGAUUACUUCAUCAAAUGCAUGCAUGGAGUAAUAUCCGCUGACUUGUUACCCUGAUGGCUAUGUUUAGAGAGAAGAAACAAAUGGUAUUACUCGAGCAAUGGAUGUCAUAGAUUUGUAGUUUUCCUUGAUGGUGGUUUAUUGCUUAUUUCUUCCCCGACCUGAGUAAGCUGAUAGAGGUUAACUGUUGUAUUUAUAUGUUUACAUGUAAGUAAAGUAACUGAGUUUAUGAACUAGUGUUUUGUCAUAAUGUAAGAUCCUAUGGUAGAAGUGGAGAACCUGUUUUCCUAUGUUUGCGGCUGAA
Messenger RNA from Tripterygium wilfordii, 2331 nucleotides. Its product is annotated as beta-amylase 8. Gene Ontology annotation, molecular function: beta-amylase activity. Lineage: Eukaryota; Viridiplantae; Streptophyta; Magnoliopsida; Celastrales; Celastraceae. The transcript is spliced from 10 exons. Gene Ontology annotation, biological process: polysaccharide catabolic process. Bases 108 to 2084 code for a protein of 658 amino acids. The record is from RefSeq and is a predicted model, not a curated record.